CCAAAUAUGACUGCUGCGCUUUUGCUUAGUCAUCUCUCUCACGUCUACUCGCACUGCCCGUGUUUCUACCUAUUCUCGUCCAUCCUUUUACUGCGUGUUGCUGCGAUCUCAGCGCUUACCUCGUCUUUUCCAGUGCUUAUUGAGGCUGCUCUCUCGUCUUUUUGGCCUCUGUCUUUUUCUUUUCUUACCCUUAGUUUGACCGGGUGUCCGAUAGUUCGCACCGGCUCGGCGGCCAUAUAUCCGACCGCCAGCUCGCAUCCGCCAUGUCGCAUUCACUAUAAGUGCCAGUCAAGCCUUUUCUUUUCAGCUGAGGCCCGGAUGUCAUACUGUUCUUGGCUGGGUUCUUUUGGCCGGGGUACUUCACUGCUGAGAUGCCGGUUCCUGAAGUGAUUCGCGUCCUCCCCUGAUCCCGCGCUCUGGACCGAUUAUCACGGCCCGCCUAGCUCAAUCGGAUAGAGCGUCAGACUCUUAAGUUGUUCAAGGCGGCGGUAACAGAUCUGAAGGCUGCG
This is a messenger RNA of Desarmillaria tabescens, 509 nucleotides long. RefSeq lists its product as uncharacterized. The record is from RefSeq and is a predicted model, not a curated record. The transcript has a single exon. Lineage: Eukaryota; Fungi; Basidiomycota; Agaricomycetes; Agaricales; Physalacriaceae. The annotation marks the transcript as partial.